AUGUAUGAUCCAUGUGGCCACCUUAAUAAUACAUCUCCGUGGAUGAAAGAGGGUGAGUGUACUAAGCAUUUUCCUAAGCAGGUUAAUGACGGAACCGUUAUAAAUGUCGACGGUUAUCCCAUAUGGGUUGUGCCUUAUAACCCUUUCCUAUGUAAAAAAUAUAUGGCACAUAUAACCUUGGAAGAGUGUGUGCCAAUUAAAAGUGUUAGGUAUUUGUAUAAAUAUAUUUACAAAGGUUGUGAUACUGCCCACAUAGAAAUCAAUGAGCGCAUCGAUCACGAUAAAGUAACAACAAUCUUAGAUGCUAGAUAUGUAUCGGCACCUGAAGCAACUUGGCGUUCCUGCGAAUUUCCAAAGCAUACUUAA
Molecule: messenger RNA, 366 nt
Organism: Hydractinia symbiolongicarpus
Lineage: Eukaryota; Metazoa; Cnidaria; Hydrozoa; Anthoathecata; Hydractiniidae
Exons: 2
Coding region: 1-366 (121 amino acids)
Source: RefSeq, a predicted model, not a curated record